Oncorhynchus gorbuscha (pink salmon) is the source of this 5140-nucleotide messenger RNA. Its product is annotated as glycosaminoglycan xylosylkinase. Gene Ontology annotation, biological process: protein phosphorylation. The transcript has 8 exons. Gene Ontology annotation, molecular function: phosphotransferase activity, alcohol group as acceptor. NCBI's taxonomy places the organism in Eukaryota, Metazoa, Chordata, Actinopteri, Salmoniformes, Salmonidae. The coding region runs from base 2345 to 3574 and encodes 409 amino acids. The record is from RefSeq and is a predicted model, not a curated record. Gene Ontology annotation, cellular component: Golgi apparatus.
UAAUACGAUAGCUGUUGUGAGGUAACGUUAGUUAUUUCUUUGCAAUCAACGGUGUUGGUAAGCUAACAGUAAAGUAAUCAGUAGGCUUUUAAUCACAUUCAUAGAAUGUUUGAUAAUGUCUGUUAGCUAGUUAGUAAGUUUUGAUAUGGAAAAUAUCGAUGCAAUUCGUCAGCUAUCCGUACGUUAGCUACUAACUAGACAGGUUGUACUUCUAAGUAGCAGCUAACUAACGAACUUAGAUAACUAACCGUUUCUUUGCUAGUUGGCUAGCUAACCACCCGACUCGCCGGCUAGCUAACCACCCGACUCGCUAACCACCCAAUUAGCCGGUUAGCUAACCACCCGGCUAGCUAACCACCCGACUCGCCGGCUAGUUAACCACCCGACUCGCCGGUUAGCUAACCACCCGGCUAGCUAACCACCCGACUCGCCGGCUAGCUAACCACCCGACUCGCCGGCUAGCUAACCACCCAAUUAGCCGGUUAGCUAACCAGUACUGCAUUGCUGGACGAAAGCAAAACGGACUAUACGGUACCGGUACCGUGCAGAUUUAUUCUAAAAUCAACAAAGCGUUUGCUAAAUGCCAAACUAACCGUGUGGGCCUUUGCGAUUUUCAAACAACUAGCUAGCCAACUACUGUUAGCGUAGAGUUUCCGCAGUAGUGGGACGUGUAUGUAGUUGGUCCCAUGAAUUACCGAUUGUGUGGAAUGCAACUAGAGUCAUUCCUGCCUGCGUGGCCACCGGCACUGCUAGACACGGGUUGCUUAUACGUUUAACUUAGCCGGCUAAUUCACGGGUUGUCCUUAGUUAACUACCUAGUACAUACACUUUCUGGUAUAGUGUGUAUUUAAAAAAAAAAAUUCUCAAGUCCGUUUCAUGUCUAUUUUGGGCUCCCUAAAUAACCUUUCAAAUGACAUCCCUUUAAUUUGAGUGGAAACAUAAUUGCUUGUUUUUGAUGAGGGUGGAAAUUGUAUCCUCCAGCUGACUGGAAAGUUGUUGUUGGCUAUGAUGAUUCUGUGACAUUGACAGUGGCACUUUGACAUAGGCAAGUGUAACGGAUGUGAAACGGCUAGCUUAGUUAGCGGUGUGCGCUAAAUAGCGUUUCAAUCGGUGACGUCACUUGCUCUGAGACCUUGAAGUAGUAGUUCCCUUUGCUCUGCAAGGGCCGCGGUUUUUGUGGAGCGAUGGGUAACGAUGCUUCGAGGGUGACUUGUCGAUAGGUGCAGAGGGUCCCUGGUUCGCGCCCUGGUAACGUAAAGUUAUACUGUUACACAAGGACAAGAGCCAUACAUUUAGAAUGAAUACAUAACUCUGGCAAGGACAAGUUGCUCACAUUAGAUAGGGCUAUCUGUCGUUGUUGAGUUAUGGAGAGCCUAGAUAGUUAGAUACAGUUACAUCAUCAUAUUACUGAUUAUGGUAUCUCCAUUGUUAUGCAGGCUCAUUUGAUAUGUUGCAGGCAGUUUGCUUAUCUGCCCCAAAUAGCACAACAACUCCCAUCUAUGAACAAUCUGAUCAAUAUCUUUGUCCUGGCCAUUACCAACCGAUCAAUACAUCCAUCUCAACUGACGUGGGUCUGUAUGAGAGGAGCCCUGCUUUGGAGCCUUCAUGUCCUGUCCUGAUUAUUUUUCCCCAACUUAACUCUCCUCUGUUGGGGGAGAGGACAGGUUAAUAUUCCAGUUUGCCUGGAGCUGUGGAGCCAGACAGACGAGGGUCACUGUCUGACAGCCCAAAGCAAGGUGUUAUCCGAUAUCAAAACAUAAAAUGUUGUUUUGAAAGACAAGGAGUGAUAGGCUAGAUGGAUCCUGUAACUGAUCCUGUAACUGAUGGGAGAACAGCCAGUGGGUUAGGCAGGGUGUUAUGUUGUCAGUAAAGUGAUUGUUUAAAACCCUGGGUGUGGAUCCAGGAAUCAGUCAAGUUUGGCUCCUUAUGGGUGUCUCUCUCAGCUCUGAUGACAUAGUUAGAGUUGUAAUAUGUUACGAAUUGAGCCCAGUAAUUAUACAUUAGUUUUUCAUCAUGCUCCUGUCAAUCAUGUACCAGCCUGUCCAGCAUCUUGGCUCCUGCUUUUUCUGUUUGUCUGUCAACAAGUUUAAGUUUUUAUAUCUAACUGUUUUUCAUCACUAAUCCUCUCUGACCUCCAACAGGCUGGUUGCUGGUACAGUAGGGGCCUGGUCUAGCUGUGGGUCUUGUGGUGAGACAGAGAUCCACACCUGCCCUUCAGAAGGGUGUGUGUUGGAGCUGGGAGGGGGGAAGCGACUAGAGGGGGGGGCAGGUGCCAUGCUCUAGGGGUGAGGUGGGGAAGAGGGGGACUCACAGGUCAGUGGUGGUGUCUGAGGUUGCAGAGGAGAUGAAGUUGAAGCAGCGUGUGGUUGUACUGGUUGCUGUGCUACUCCUGUUGGGGCUUGCCAAACUUUUUCUGCUGGACGGAGGAGAGGGGUCCGCAGCCAGCCGACGAGACCUCAGAGCCUUCCGCAAGAUGGAGGCAGGCCUGUCUCUCUCCCGCGGUGCCAGUUUAACACACACUCUCCAGUCUGCAUGGGAGGUGGCAGGCCAGUGGGUGGGCCCAAGGGAGGUGUACCCUGAGGAGACCCCCGAGCUGGCAGCCAUCCUCACCGCGCUGGGCACUGCCAGGGUGGAGCGAGCAGACGUGGGCUACAAGGGCACCCAGCUCAAAGCUCUACUAGUACUGGACGGGGGGCAGAAAGUGGUCUUUAAACCCAAGAGGUAUAUUAGAGACUAUAUGGUAGAAGGAGAGCCAUAUGCAGGUUAUGACAGACACAAUGCAGAGGUGGCAGCUUUUCACCUGGACAGGAUCCUAGGCUUCAGGAGAGCACCCCUAGUGGUAGGGAGGUUUGUCAACCUGAGGACUGAGAUCAAACCUGUCGCCACGGACCAGCUACUCAGUACCUUUCUAAUGCAGGGUAAUAAUAGUUGUUUCUAUGGGAAGUGUUACUACUGUAGAGAGAGUGAGCCUGCAUGUGCGGAGGGAGAGAACAUGGAGGGAUCGUUAACUCUCUGGCUGCCAGAUGUCUGGCCGCUCCAGAAACAUAGACACCCCUGGGGACGCACUUACAGGGAGGGUAAACUGGCCAGGUGGGAGUAUGAUGAGAGCUACUGUGAUGCGGUAAAGAAGAUGCCUCCAUACGACGCUGGUCCCAGACUGCUGGACGUCAUCGACACGUCCAUCUUUGAUUACCUCAUCGGCAACGCAGACCGACAUCAUUAUGAGAGUUUCCAAGACGAUGGAGGAGCCAGCAUGCUCAUUCUGCUGGAUAACGCAAAGAGUUUUGGGAAUGCAGCUCUGGAUGAAAGAAGCAUUUUGGCCUCUCUGUAUCAGUGUUGCAUGGUGCGUAUGUCUACGUGGAAUAGGUUGAACCUGCUGAGGGCAGGGGCUCUGAGUUCAGCCAUGAGGCAGGCCCUGACCUUUGACCCCAUCAACCCCGUCCUGGCCGAGCCUCACCUGGCCGCCCUGGACAGACGUCUGUCUGGUGUCAUAGCAACCAUCCGACAGUGUGUGGAGUCACAGGGCCCUGACAACACACUGAUAGAGGACCGCUUGAACCUGCCACACUCCUAAAGGAGGACAGGCGAGAGGGAUGGAAGAGAGGAGAGACCUGUCCCAUCCCUUGUGGAGGACAAGAGAGAGGGAUAGAUGAGAGACGAGGGAAAGGAGAAGCUCUCACCCAGGGAUCGAGAGAGAGGGUUGAGCCAUGGUAGGAGGAGCUGGAGGAUAAACCACCUCCCACGCUCCAAGUAUCAUGGCCCCCUAGAAUGGGACAGGAAAUGACUCCAGCAGCAGGAAGUGGUUUCCUCUACAAACUGUUUCCCUCCACACUAGAACCUAAUGGGAUCUAUAUCUGAGGAACUGUAUCCCCAAUGUCUCUCCUCUGCCUUCUGCACACACACACACCUCGUGCCAAACCCUCCCUCUCAUCCAGUAAUAACGAGGGAACCAAAGCCAUAGGACUCAACCCAGCGGCACUCAGGAUAGCAGGGGUCGCUCACACAGCCAUAAAACCCACUCCAUGUGAACACAACACUCCCAGCCAAAUCCACUGGACUGACAGUGGAGAGGGAGACUGGUUAAAUGACCAAGGGGAAUUUUGUGGUCAGUCUGAAUGUGACUAACAAACAGACGUGUCUGUGUCUGAAAUGACACCAUAUUUCCUAUAUAGUGCAUAAGGCUCUAGACUAAAGUAGUGCACUGUAUAGGGAGGGAAUUGUGUGCAAUUUCAGAAUCUGCCAACUGACUAUGGAUGUCUCAUGCUGCUCUAUUCAAUAUAUAUUGUACUAGUUUUGGCCCCAGUUUCUCAGACCUUAUUCCUAUUUCUGAAUUAAAAGCACUUUCAAAAGAGAUUGUUCAUUAAGCAUGCUUUUUUUACUCCAGGAUUUGACUUGAUCUGGGUCUAAGAAACUGGCCAAUGAGGUUUCAAAGGUUGGCUACACACUCGAGGGCUUUGGUCAAGACUAGUGCACUAUUUUGGGAAUAGGGUAGCCUUUGAGACAUUACCAGUGUGUACAUAACGAACUGUUGAAUAGCAUUACUGAGAGAGUAUAAUUAUGAGAAUUGUAAUGUUAAAUUAACCUAAUUUAGUGUCGUGUCUGAAUGUGUGUCUGAAUGUGUGUGUCUGAAUGUGUGUGUCUGAAUGUGUGUGUCUGAAUGUGUGUGCCUGAAUGUGUGUGCCUGAAUGUGUGAGCAUGAGUGUAGGGCAGGAGUCUGCACCCAAAAAACGUCCCGCAAUCAGUUUUUGGUCAAAAAAAGACUGUAAAAUCUCAAGAAUCCUGCAAAAAAAAAGUGUAAUUUAGCUAAAUCUGUUCCCAAAUAUUCUGACAAAUCAUAAGAGAUGUUAUCGUGUCAAUCUAAUCAAGAUAUGAAAUUAUUUUCAAAUACAAUCUCUUUGAGCUUAGUUGUGGUCAAUUUGCAGUGUUCAUUAUUAUGUUCAGCCCCCCGACCAUCUGCUCCAACAAAAAUCAUCCGGCAGCUGUAUCUAGUUGUCUAUACCUGGGGUAGGGGGUGCCAUACUCUAGUUGAGUAUGCUACUGACGUUUUCGAGAGAAUCUAGGACAGGGAGGGAGAAGAUGGGAAAUUUGGGGCUUUAUAGGAAUGUAUAAUGUUUUCAACAUUAAAUUAAUUUUUGUCAUA